Messenger RNA from Symbiodinium natans, 3372 nucleotides. NCBI's taxonomy places the organism in Eukaryota, Dinophyceae, Suessiales, Symbiodiniaceae. The record is from the annotation of a GenBank genome assembly.
AUGGAUGCAAAGCUAACUCUGUUUGGGCCAUCAUGCGAGGCCAGCGCAAUCAUGUUCCUGAAUCUCGGUUCGGACUCCGAGAGCAAGGCAAUCGUGCUUCGCGGGCCUGCUGGCUUCAUCCUCAAGCAGGACUGUGCUGUGGACUCAUUGGAUCUCACGGCAGCGGCCAGCGCUGUUCGCGCGCCUGUGACGAGCUGCCAGGCAGAGCUCAAUAUUGCGAGACUGGCAGUUGCUGAUCCGGGGCUGAAGGCCGGGCUUCUCUAUGCGAUUGGUAUGGAGGUGCUGACCAAUCCGCCAGGCACGCCGGUCCGAAACUUGUGGUCGUUAGAGGUUGGGACGGAAGCUUCAUCUCCAUUUCCGGGCUUCGCUGUGCAGACGUUCCCACUCCUCGCACUGCAAGCGCUCACUUGCGCCCGAGGUUUUGUGUGGCCGUCGCCACUGGCAAACCUGGUAAACUUGACCUUCCAGCCACAGACAAGCCAAUCCCUUGAAGGACAUGGGCAUGCGCUCACUAUCCGCUCUCCUCCUGGUGUUACUUUCAGCGACGGCGUCGACGGUGCUGUGCUGACCCCCUACUCGGAAGCUGAGGUUAGAGAGCACUGCAUCCAUCUGUGCUCGAGCGGAGGGUGCGAAUGGUCUUUGCAGGCCCCCAAUGUGCUUGUGAUCAACCUCCGGGAAGCCCCCAACGCGCUUCUCAAAGGUGUGCAGUACUGCUUGAGACUACGAGUCGUCGCGUUGUCAGAGCCACAAGGCACCUGGAAGCUUGAGUCCUACGAAGACCUUGGCGCAGGUAAGAAGUUGGACACGGGCGAGAUUCUCAGCUUCCAGUUGUGCGACUCGCUCGCGCACCUGGCCAUCGGAAGGUAUGAUCCCGGUGCUGGUGGCCUCACAGAACCCAACCAGGAUGCAGAAGCUUUGUUGCCAGACUUGCUGGUGUCCAUGACAUGUCGCCACGCGGUUUUGCCGGAUGAUUGGCUGCAGAUCCAGCUGCCUCCUGGAUACCUGACGGACUGCUCUGAAGUUGGCUGGCUGCAGGGAUCACUGCCAGGCAUCACGCCAGAUUGGCUCAAUGCCCGGAUGCCUGCGAAUGUUGAACUUGCCUGUACGUCUGGCGAAGUACUCUUCCACGUGCUGCCUGCAAGUACGGAGGCACUUCCCGCCGGGGAAAUGCUAACGUUGCGCUUCGCGGUGGCAAACCCGCGGAGGAGCUUCGGUGAGCAGUAUUGGCAGGUGCGUCAUUUGCGGCAAGGGGAGGUGCUCGAAGCAGGAGCCUGGCGCAGCUGGGAGGUGAUAAAGCAGCUGUCAGAGGUGUCCAUCACACUAGCAUCCGCGGCAGUGGGGCAGCGUUCCAGUGUGGUCGGCGUGAGCUUCCGAGCUGCGGGAGAUGCUGAACUGUUGAAGCUUGAGUCGACCUGGCCAUUGCAGCUUGACUUUAGCAGUGCCUACGUCAGUCGCGGCAGGCUCCAGCGAUCGGAGUCCUCCCUCGUCUUGCUUGUGAGCCUGGACAUGCAGGACCGUGAGCUGCUCGAUCUGCGAGUCUACAACGUUCAAUUGCCAAAUGUUGGUGGGCGUUGCAUCUUCCACUUGGAGACUCAAAGCCGCACCGGUAGCCGAGUGGCCCGAAAGCGGAGCAUUGACACCGGCACAAAGAUUCCAGGCCAUAUCACGCUUGGAGCCCCGAACCUGCGGAGUGAGUAUGCACCCAACCUCACACAGUCGCUGUGGCCGAUUCAACUCGGAGGCCGUGCCGUGCUGGAGAUGGAUGUGAGCUUCCCAGAGGGUUCGGGUCCGAACGAGACGCUUCGCAUGUCCUGCCAGCCCUUCACUGUCUUGCAGGGCAAUUUCCGCCUUGUGUCCGUGGAAACAGGCAGGAUCGUGCCACUGUCCUUCGAGAAGACAGGCGAUGGAACUCGGUUGGAGAUGGUGGCUGGGGAAGGUUUACACCAAGACGUUCCAUACCGAGUUGUGACUGUGGUACUGGCACCUGAAACGUUGCAACGGCGUGUUGUUUGCAGCCUGGAGGUGGGUGCAGCUGGGCUGCCACUCAGUUGGGGGUCAGCAGAGGCAGACGUGCAGCUUGUGCCGUCCUAUCAAGUUGAAGUCACUUCUGCGAGGAGUCCGCCGUUAGCCGUGAUCAGCAUUGAGCUGGCCGCAUCCUUGCUCGCGUCCUCGCCAUCUCGUUUGGCGCUGGUGGCGCCGACAGGCUUCCGCUUCACCGAAGAUUGCCUGGGCGGAAUCAGCGCGAUGGUGGCUCGCUGCUCACCGACACUGAUAAAUGAACAGGAGGCAGCGGAGCUGGUUCCAAUCAAAGCGUUCUUCACGGACGUGCAAGGGCUGAGCAUCCAGGUGCGAACUCCAGCCAAAGCUCCAUCUCAAACUCCAUGGUUGCUGGUCGGCUGGAACCAAGGUGGGGGGGUGGUCGGUUGGGGUGAGGACAAGCUGGGCAUUGACGUGCUACAGAUGCGCAGCGUAGCCAUCAUGUACCCAGCCUCUCCUGAUACAAGAUCUGAGUUGACGGUCAGGCUGCGGCUCCGUGAUGAGCUGCUGCCAGGGGGAAGCUUACAGCUGCUGCAUCCACCAGAGCUUGUUCUCAAUUGCUCAGGAGCCCAACUGCAAGAGAUCUCGCUGCCUAUCGAAGGUUGUACAGCGGAGGCAGGAUCUCUUGCACUGCAGUUGUCGUCUGGCUUGCAGCCAGGCACAUAUGCCUUUGGUGUGGGGGCGAAAGUGCCACGCGCACCUCCGAAGACGAACAUGUUUUCGCUGCUGGUGUUUGGUUCUAGCGGACUGGUGCAAGAUGCAACCACCGCUGUGGAGGGCCCACAGCUACAAAGUGAGCUGCACCUGGGCCCUCGGCCAUUGAGGUGGACCGCGGCUGAAGCUGGGCAGGCAAGCAGUGUGAUCGUGGGUUUCGAGGUGCGCCAAGAAGUGAAGCGCGGGCUGGUUGGGUCAGUGCUGAUCACGCUUGCUGAAAAUUUCAAGCACACGUUGGAGACCCCUCACGGCAUCGAAAUACUGAAUCCAAGCCUUGCGCUGUCACGCAGCCAUGGCGCGAAUGCCUGGGCAGACAUUCGGAUGGCGGACCACGUGCUCAUCCACCUCGACCUGGCCCAGGCUUUGCUGCCAGGUGACUACGAUUUCCGCAUUCCCAUCACGGUGCCGGAAGAGCUAGCUGCUUUCAACGUGUGGCAGGUGACACUGUGCAAGCCAGGGGGUACUGCUGAGCCGUGCACAGCAGAGUCAGCGCGAGCUUUGUUAACGUUUCCAGCGGCUGGUUUCAGCCUCACCUCGCAGAUGCCCGCGCCGCAGACCGGAUGCGGUGCACGUCUUUCGGUGCAGGCAUUUGGCUGCCUCCUCGUCCUCUUCAUGCUUUGA